This is a messenger RNA of Torulaspora globosa, 1629 nucleotides long. It is a transcript of the gene QDR2, whose product is annotated as cation transporter. Gene Ontology annotation, cellular component: membrane. Gene Ontology annotation, biological process: transmembrane transport. NCBI's taxonomy places the organism in Eukaryota, Fungi, Ascomycota, Saccharomycetes, Saccharomycetales, Saccharomycetaceae. The record is from RefSeq and is a predicted model, not a curated record. The coding region runs from base 1 to 1629 and encodes 542 amino acids. The transcript has a single exon. Gene Ontology annotation, molecular function: transmembrane transporter activity.
AUGUCAUCUCAAGAUAUUAUGUCACUGCGAAACUCGAAAGAGAAUCCACCGCCAGAGGAUGAGUACAAAUCGGAUCAUCACGAGUAUGAUAGGGGUCGCUUGAGUGCAGUCGAAGCUGCGAGAAGCAAGGGAUCUGAAGAUGCAGUACCUUACUCUAGAUUUCAAAGGCCAGAGAAAUUCAUGCUGGUAGUGCAGUGUGCGUUUACGGGAUUCUUUUCGACGAUAGCCGGAGCGAUAUAUUAUCCAGUUCUAACCGUCAUUGAGCAUAAGUUUAAUGUCAGUGAAGAGCAGGUCAACAUAACGGUUGUCGUUUACUACAUAUUUCAAGGGCUGUCGCCGACGUUGAUGGGAGGCUUCGCCGACCAUUUGGGCAGGAGACCGAUUGUGAACUUAUCGAUACUUCUUUACUGUGCAGCCUGUAUCGGAUUAGCCUGUUCGAACACAUAUGCGCAGAUUGUUGGGCUGAGAUGUCUACAGGCAGCAGGCAUAUCGCCUGUCAUCGCUAUAAACAGCGGUAUUGUUGGAGAUGUCACUACACGGAAAGAGAGAGGCGGUUACGUGGGAUAUAUAUCGGGGUUUCAAGUGGUUGGCACUGCGUUUGGCGCCUUGAUUGGUGCCGGAUUAUCUUCGAGAUGGGGCUGGAGAUCCAUCUUUUGGUUCUUGGCCAUCGGGUCCGGAAUCUGUCUUCUGUUUUCACUAUUUCUUUUACCUGAAACGAAACGAACGAUAGCUGGUAACGGAUCUGUGACGCCAAAGUCCCCGCUCAAUUGGUCGCCGGUGCUGCGGCUUCCUAUAGUCAGGAGAAGACUUCAUCUGGAUGAUCCCGAUCUGGAUACGGUGGCACCAGCUUCUAAGCUGAACUUGUUAGCGCCAUUCUCAAUCAUUAAAAUACCGGAAAUAAGUUUAGUUCUUCUAGUGGCCGGGCUACAGUUUUCGACGUGGACAACUCAUCAGACGGCAUUAACCACGUCUUUGAGUAAAGAUUAUCAUUUAUCUGUCGCCAAAAUUGGGUUAUGCUUUCUGCCUUCAGGUAUUUGCACAUUGAUUAGUAUAGUAAGUUCCGGACGGUACCUGAACUAUAACUACAGGCGGAAAAUGAUCCAACACAGGGCUUGGGUUGCUCAGCGAGAACAAGCAUUGCUCAAAGAACAUGAAGGCGAUGAACUUUUGGUCAAGCAGAUCAUUGAAAGCGAUUAUCACUACACUUUUAAUAUUUUUCGGGCGCGAAUGCAGCCUGCUUUGUUCACUGUCAUGCUGAGCAGUAUGGGGUUCAUAUCCUUUGGCUGGUGCAUUAGCGUCAAAGCACCACUAGCCGCGGUACUCUGUACCAGUGGAUUUGCGUCGCUUUUCUCUAACUGCAUCUUGGCCAUGUCUGUCACCUUGAUCGUGGAUCUGUUCCCGUCUAGGGCCUCCACAGCAACAGGCUGCUUGAACCUGUUCAGAUGUGCACUUUCAGCCAUUUUCAUUGCCUGCUUGACCAAGAUGACCCAACAUAUGAAAUCAGGCGGGGUGUUCACGUUUCUGGGUUCGAUAACUCUCCUUUCGACAGGUUUCCUUGUGGUUGUAAUGGCCCAUGGCAAGAAACUAAGUUACAGGAGACGUCAGCAGGAAAGGAAAGGUCAAAUAUAA